Molecule: messenger RNA, 1025 nt
Organism: Bradysia coprophila
Lineage: Eukaryota; Metazoa; Arthropoda; Insecta; Diptera; Sciaridae
Product: dnaJ homolog subfamily C member 17
Biological process (GO): spliceosomal complex disassembly
Cellular component (GO): spliceosomal complex
Molecular function (GO): RNA binding
Source: RefSeq, a predicted model, not a curated record
AGAAGAAGGUAAACGUCGCAAGUUGUUUGGCCCACCGAUUGUCGAAUACGUUUGUUGUGCUCUAUUCGUCGAAAAGUUUAGUUUAUUUUAUAAAAUAAGUCGCUGCAAUGCUUGACCUUAAAAACUUGGGCACCGUAGACCUGUAUGGUCUGUUGGGUAUAUUGAUCACUGCUACAGACGCUGAUAUUCGAAAGGCCUAUCGAAAGAAGGCGUUAGAAUGCCAUCCAGACAAAAAUCCGGACAAUCCCAAAGCAGCCGAACUCUUUCACGAUCUAUCGAAAGCAUUGGAAAUCCUAUCAGAUGAAUCAGCCCGUGCCGCAUACAACCGGGUAAUUGAAGCGAAAAAGGCGGCCGAAUUGCGAAAUCAACAGUUGGACAGUAAGCGACAAAAACUGAAGGCUGACUUGGAGGAGCGUGAACGUCAGGCCAAUUUGAAUCAAGCCAGACGACAGACCUAUUCAACCGUUGCCAAAUCACCGGAAGAUGCACUCAGAGACGAAAUUGAACGAUUGCGGAAGGAAGGAUUCAAAUUGUUGCAGGAAGAACAAGAAUUGAUGCAGAAACAGUUGCAGGAAGAACGGGUAAAAAUGAACAGCAAGUGGGACUCGGCACAGCAUCGCAUCAAAAUCAAAUGGUCGGCAUCGAAGGGCGACACAUCGAACGGCGGAUACACCAAAGAGUUGCUCGAGAAAUUCCUUCACAAAUACGGCGACAUUGUGGUGUUGGUCAUGUCGCCGAAAAAGAACGGCAGUGCGCUGGUGGAAUUCAAAACGCAGGACGCUGCCGAGAUGGCAGUUUCGUAUGAAAAGGGACGAAUGGAAAAUCCGUUGACAUUGGAGUGGGUUGGUGAUCCUCCGAAGAGCCGCAACAAUCCGAGUGGAUCGAGCACAAUAUCGGACAGUGAUUAUGAAAGCUUAGUGUUAAGGCAAAUGCGACAGGCAGAGGAACGGAAACGAUUAAUUGAAGAAAUGUUAAAGGAAGAUCGGGAUGAGAGCUGAGAUUAAAUCUGGUUGUUUGUGUAAGUC